This is a messenger RNA of Anoplopoma fimbria (sablefish), 3269 nucleotides long. It is a transcript of the gene vgll4a, whose product is annotated as vestigial-like family member 4a. Gene Ontology annotation, molecular function: transcription coactivator binding. The record is from RefSeq and is a predicted model, not a curated record. The transcript has 6 exons. NCBI's taxonomy places the organism in Eukaryota, Metazoa, Chordata, Actinopteri, Perciformes, Anoplopomatidae. Gene Ontology annotation, biological process: negative regulation of DNA-templated transcription. Bases 158 to 943 code for a protein of 261 amino acids.
GCGGACUGGCUCGGUGGUAAAGUGCGUUAGAGCCACCAGGCUAACCGAGCUGAUGUUGUGAAGCUAGUCCUUGUUGAUGAAGAUAUAACUUCUGUUUGCUGCUUUCGCUGGUGAAUCUUUGCUAACAUCGAUGUUAGCAACUAGCCUGUGGGUGUAAAUGCUCUUCACUAGCAUGGACCUGUUGAACUCUCAGUUCCUGGACAAGAUGAACAAUAACAUUGGGAGACUGCACUAUGAAGAUGAGUCCAGGACACCCUCCCAGCCCAAUGCUAUGUCCAAGAUAACUGGGCCUCCUCCACACUGCCCAAGCAAACGGAAGUAUGGCGAAGAACAAAUGGACGACCGAAUCAACUGUGACGAUGACCACAUGACCAAAAUGAGCAGAUUGUUUGCCACUCAGCUGGCCCGUCCCUCUGCUGGAGACAAUCGUAAUGAGCACUGGAGCCUGGGUCACACUCCUGUGGAGCACAUCUCUUCCUCCUCCAACGGUCUCCAUGGGAACCACCUGUACGCUUCCAUUUCUAGCUACGCUGUAGACCAGCCUCUGGCUCUGACCAAAAGCAGCCACGACGACAUUGUCGGGCCCAGAGAGCGGUCUGUCAUUGGUGGGCCUGUAGAGCGCCAGCAGAAUCGUCCCUCCGUUAUUACCUGUGCCCCUGCGAGCAACCGCAAUUGUAACCUCUCGCACUGCCACAUGAAUGGCUGUUCCCCCAGCCCACCUUCUGAUCAGAUGAAGACCAACGCUAACACAGAAUGCGAUCCUGUGAUUGAGGAGCACUUCCGCCGCAGCCUUGGAAAGAACUACAAAGAAGCAGAGCCCGUGUCCAACUCCGUGUCCAUCACAGGCUCAGUGGAUGACCACUUUGCCAAGGCGCUAGGAGACGCCUGGCUCCAAAUCAAGGCUAAGGAUGGGGGUCAUCAAACCCCCGAGGCAGAUCCAUGAAGCAGAGGGGAGUAAACGUUACAAUCGCUUCCUUUAGAGUUUUGCGUAUGAGAGUGGCGUUUUGCCCACUGUCAAUUCUUGCCAAGCAUUUACUUCCCUCAGCCAAGAACAAUGUAUUAUAUGGUGCUCACAAGGUGUUCCCUUGAGGACCUCGAGGUCGACCCUUUAUUAGAACACUCAGCUUAAUUUAAACUUUAUUUCAUUGGUCAUCUAUAUACAGGUACAUACAUUCAAUUUGACUUCUGCAUUUAACCUAUCCUAAGCAUUUUAGAAUGCUUUAAAAUGGCAACUUCUUUUUUUGACAAAGAGAAAAUGAGUUCGGUGUAGUUGGGUUGACAAUGUUAGUUGUGGAAACUGUACAAUCAGAUUUGAUCUUGCAUUGAUAAUGAGAUUCACAAAGUGUUCAGGAGUUCAUCUACCUGCCUUUUCAUCUGCCUUGCUAGCCAAAGAAAUUCCCUGCCUUUCCCCAUCAACAUAUAAGCCAUAGAUCUGGUCUGUAUUGCCUUUCAUUCUAAAAUCGCUCUGCUUUUUUAAAAAUCUAUAUUACUUGAAAAAGACAACCAGGUCUCAUUUGCUCUUUUACGUAUCUGACCGUGUAGGUAGCAGGUUACCUGUUUCAGUUGGAACAAACGAGUCCAUGAAUGCGUCUUUUGUCGUCUCUGUUUUUGAAAUUGAGACAAUGCAAUUAAGGCUCUGGUCCCCCCUUCUCCUCUCUGAACACACUAGACUAAUGUGUUUCCUUUGUGAUCCUGAACUGGACUUAUCCACUGUUAACUGAGUUAUUUUAGUUUCCUGUCUAUAUGCUCACUGUGGCUGAUUACUUAGUAAACUAAUAUCAAUCAUAGUAGACGUGUCCAACUAGAACGCAUGUUUCAAAUAGCUGGUUUCUAUUACAAACCUUAUUCUAUACUAUAUAUUUACUCAGAAUUUAUUUUUUAUCUGUAACAUUUUAGAAAUACUCACUGCUGGUACAGUUGUACUCAAUAUAUUUUUUGUAUCUGGUUUUCAUUACUAUAUGUAGGUGUAUAUCUUAGCACCCAUCUACAAAUCACAGCCUCUGGAAAGGUUGUCUGAAUGCAGUUUAACAGGCUAUUGUUGCUUGUUAUUCUGUGGACCUGGAUGUUAUAGCUUUCUGAACGACUGAAUAGAGCUAAACCCGACCUUCGCUAGCAGUCUAUUAGCAGUGGCUUUAUUUAUUCGGAACGCGUCGAUAGUUUCAUGUUGACUUUUGGCAAAACAUGGCGACAACAGAAUUCAAACUUUGAUUUGUUUCUUUCUAAUGAGAACAACGGAGGAUUUCUCCACUGCUUCAAUGACAAAGCAGGUGAUUUCCCUUUAAAACUAACAUUUAAACACACCUGAAAUAUGGGUGUCCUUAUUUCACGAGUAGGCAUCAACAUUCCACCAUGGUUGUCUGACACUUGUCAGUCACUUCAGUUGAGUUUAGCAAGAACAACAAGUAUGGUUGUCCUUUUUUAAUCAAGGUGAUGUCAUGGUGUGAGCUGCCAAAAUGUCCCUUUUUGUUAUGGAGAAAAGUGUCGGUGGGUUACAAGGUUUCUUUUGUGCGUAUAACUCUUGUUCAAAUUAAUUUCUCACCCUUUUGAAAUCCUCUACUUACGGUAGCGUAACCUAUUUGUCAACACUAAUUAAGAUAUGGUUUUGUAAAUUCAGAUUUUUUUUUUUUUUUUUUUGGUAUGUCAAUUAACUGUCCCAGAGGACCUACAUUUGUAUUAAUAUUCUACAGUUUUAAAAUUGUUACAUUCACCAUCCUCUCUUUAUAUUUUACUCCUAUAAGACUCAUCAUUGCGCCGCGCGGAAUGAUCAUAGAUAUUUUGUUUCUAUUCAGAAUAGUGUACUCGUAUGUAGCAUGGAUGCUCAUUAUCUUCAACAAUCUUUCUAAAAGUUGGUUAUUUUCCCACAAUUGUCAGACGAUGAAUAAGUGCAGGAACACAACAGUCUUUUGAUCAAAGACUUUUUCUUGGUGCAGCGUCAAAGACUUCUGUACUAACCGUUUAAAGAGUUUGUUUAGCUUUGUUUAGUGUGUACUCUAGUGGAUUUUAGGGUUUAUCAUGGAAUCUGCUUGUUUGACACAAGUAGAUUUGUCAGUAAUAUGUUUUGGGGUAUUAGUCCAUUGUUAUUUAAUUGCUAUAUUUAGACGACCUGUAUCUCAAAGACUGUUUGCAGAAAGGUCCUGCUUCAGGUGUCAUCCACGUAGAAAAGAAGUUAACACUUGUUCACUUUUGUCCUUAUUUCUCUGGAAGAAAAAUGCCACUGUUUUGUACUUAAUUUCUUCCAAAUAAACAAAAAAAUGCCUACCUUUGGAUAA